Messenger RNA from Coniosporium apollinis CBS 100218, 2643 nucleotides. RefSeq lists its product as uncharacterized. NCBI's taxonomy places the organism in Eukaryota, Fungi, Ascomycota, Dothideomycetes. Gene Ontology annotation, molecular function: kinase activity. Gene Ontology annotation, cellular component: extrinsic component of mitochondrial inner membrane. The transcript has 3 exons. Bases 1 to 2643 code for a protein of 880 amino acids. The record is from RefSeq and is a predicted model, not a curated record. Gene Ontology annotation, biological process: ubiquinone biosynthetic process.
AUGGCAGGUCGGCGGCUUCUCGACGCCGCAAAACUGUUCAAUGCCUCUCGCUCCGUCGCCAAGCAGCAUAUUGCUCUCCGGUCACAGCAACUAGAUGUCUACAGCAAGACCUCUACGCUCGCAAAGGCCGUGAAGAAUCAGACCGACCGCGUCACGCUUACUGCUCAGGCAGCGAUAGCGCUCUCCCAGCGCUUCAACGAACCUCCACCGUCUUAUACCAACUUCGCUGCACAGAAAGAGCAACACACGCAGCCUCAGGAUGGAGCUGUCCCUCGGAGUGACUCGGUGACAGGAAAGUCAGGAGCCGAAGUCCCAAAAGAAGGCCUACAGCAGGACCACCACUAUGAUCGCUCACCCGACACCAAUCCCGCUCAGCCUCCACCGGAGGAAGAGCUUGGUGUCAAGCAGGAAAAGCCAGCCAGAAGUCCGUUACCAGAUGGCACAAUCCCUCCCCCAGAUUCUGAGCUCCACAGUGCACCUAGUGGGAAGGAUACCUACGGCAAAAGACCACAAACUGAACCACUGCGGGAGCCAUUGUCUGAGCAACAGCAGGGUGACAGGGAGGGUCUUCGGCCCGUGGAAUCCGGAGCUUCAACAAUCCCUACUCCAGCAGGAACCAAGUAUCAACAUUCAGCAGAUGAGACAAGAAGGCUUCAGCGCCAAGCAGAGUUCCAUAUACCGUCGCAGACCGCUCAGCCGCGAGCGCAUGCCACUCCUACCGACAACACCGGGCUUUACGCAGGUCAUGAUAAGGACGUGUAUUACGAGCCAUCCGCCGAUACUCAAGAGCAUUACUCGUCGCUACCUAGGGCCAAGAUACCGAAGCAUACUGAGAACAUACAAAGCAGCGAUGAGCAUGUGCAAGACAAUCAGAUCAACCCAGAUGUAUACUACUCCCCGAAGGGACGGCGGCAGAAACAACAGACUCUAGAGCAAGACCACGACGAUGUGCCGGAGGAAGUCAACGUUAACGUCUUCCGGUCCUCAAAGGUAUCGAAGAUGCUGGGUGGGAAAUACUACAGGGGCGCGAAGGAUCGGGAUCAAAGAGUUAGAAACACGCAAUGGCCUCCAGUCGACCGAACCGUACCUUCCGCAGAGCAGGGGCAAGACACCUUCAGUGUCCGGGAGUCGGGGUCAACUUCUUCAGCCAAGCUGGAGCAAAACGCACAACAAACCUCCACCAUCACCCCUUCGCAGUCUGACGAAGAUGUCCACUCCCUAGCAGCAGACAUAGCAAAUGAUACCACAGCUGCUCCAGCAGCAGCUCCUGAGCUACCAGCAGACGUGGCAACUGCACCUGAGAAGGCUCCAUAUCAGAUGCGUGAAUCACGCGUCCCUUCCUCCAGGUUUGGUCGACUUUGGCAGUAUGCUGGAUUGGGUACUAGCAUGGCCUUCGGCGCUGUCGGCGAGGGCCUACGACGCGUCACUGGCGGCGGUAUGCCUGGAGGCUCAUUGAUGCUUAGUGCUGGCAACAUGGAAAGGCUGGUUGCGAAGCUGUCCCGCAUGCGAGGAGCGGCAUUAAAACUGGGCCAGAUGAUCAGCUUCCAAGACAUCAAGAUGCUUCCGAAGCCGAUUCAUGAUGUUCUCCAAAGGGUGCAGGACAGUGCUGAUUACAUGCCCGCGUCUCAGCGAAACAAAGUUCUGGCCAGCAACCUCGGCUCGGAGUGGCGGGAACUGUUUAGCUCCUUCGACGAGGUUCCGAUGGCGGCAGCCUCUAUCGGGCAGGUACACAAAGCUAUACUCAAGUCUACUGGGCAGGAGGUCGCUGUCAAGGUCCAGUACCCAGGCGUUGCCAAUUCAAUCGACUCCGACCUCAGCAACCUGUCAAUCCUACUCACAGCAUCUCGACUCCUACCAAAAGGACUCUACCUCGACAAAACCAUCGCAAACGCCCGCACCGAGCUCGCCUGGGAAUGCGACUACAUCCGCGAAGCCGAAUGCCAAAUGCGCUUCCGAGAACUAAUAUCCGACGAACCCGAGACCUUCGUCGUUCCCGCCGUGAUAUCCGAUGCCUCCGGCCGCGAAGUCCUUACCGCCGAGCUCAUGACCGGCACCGGCGUCGCCAAACUCCCCUCCCUCGCCCAGGACAGGCGCGACUGGAUCGGCACGCAGAUCCUGCGCCUCUGCCUGCGCGAAAUUACCGAGUUCAAGUUCAUGCAGACAGAUCCGAACUGGACGAACUUUUUGUAUAACCAGGAUACCCAUAAGCUUGAGCUUCUUGACUUUGGCGCUAGUAGAGACUACCCGGACCAUUUCAUUGAUCCAUACGUGCGCGUCUUGAUCGCUGCCUCUAAAGAUGAUAAGGAGAGCAUUCGCGAUCUCUCCAUCCAGCUGGGGUACCUGACGGGCCACGAGAGCCAGAAGAUGCUAGACGCGCACAUUGCGUCUGUUUUGACGCUCGGUGAGCCGUUUGGCGCCACGGCGCCUGAGACGUACGAUUUCAGGGACCAGACGAUUACAGAUCGGGUGCGGGAGUUGAUCCCGACGAUGGUGAGGGAGAGGCUGGCGCCGCCGCCGGAGGAGACGUAUAGUCUGCAUCGGAAACUGAGUGGGGCGUUCUUAUUGUGUGCGAGGCUGGGGGCGAGGGUCAGAUGUAGGGAGUUGUUCGAGAAUGCGGUUAGGACGUGGGAGAGAAGGGCUUGA